AGCGCGUUUGCAGGGUUUUAAAUGUAACCUUUUAAAUCUGUUGGAACCAAGGCAUUUGUGGGCGGCGAGAGGAUACGUUUCACACCGUCCCGGCUGCGCCCGCCGCUUUGCUGGUCUUUUGUGCGCUGUGCGCGCAGCUCCGGGAAAUCAGUGGGUGAAGCCCAUCGUUGCUCUUUUUCCUUCCAGUCAACACCCCUCCCUCCCCCCCAGCUGCAGUUUGCACAAAAGAGAUUUACAGCUUUGAAGAGACUACUUUUUUCCCCUCGUUUUUUUCCGCUGCACUAAUAAAUCCCAUUAUGGAGACCCAGAAACUUUAUAAAGGGAUAUAGCUUGAACUCUGUGGAGUGUAAUUUUGUGUAUGAAUUAUAUUUUUUAAAUGUGAAGGGUUUUCAGAAAGAAUACUCAAGUUAAUUACUGGUACAUUAUGUAAUACAAUAUUUUAUUAGGUAUUUAUGAUACUACAAAGGACAAGCUGUUACCUUGAUAAAUUUAUCUGUAAUUACGAAAUGAAUGAUAUAGGUGCAUGAUCCUUAAAUGAAAGACAGGUUAAUUUUUAAAUGCAGAGUAGAAAGUUUCUCCUGUGGAAAUUUUAUGGUUAAAUUAGUUAAGUUAAUAGAGAAAAUACCUUCAAUUGGUCAAGCAUAAUAAUAAAGUGGUAUGCAAAGUUAGGAAGAAAAACAACAUAAUGAUGCUGCAGGAAAUGUAAACAUAUAGACAAUAAUUAACAAAGGAGGAAAAAUUAGCAGUUUGUGAGCUUUAAGCAAAAUUCAUUUCAUUUGACAUCAUAAACAGUAUAACAGGAAUAAAUUCAACAAAGCUUGUGGGUAUUGAUGUCCCCAAAAGCUAUCUGAAACUAAUAUAAUCCACUUAAGUAAAUACUACGAUAGUAAGUUGUGUGAAUUAGCCUUUAGAUAAUGUGGCCAUAUGAAGACUUUAAUUCUUGUUUACUAGACUAAAACAAGAUUUUGUAUUUUUUAUUUUUGGAAAUUAUAUUAAAGUGCUUGUAGAGAAAGAAGCCUGCAUAAAGUUUUUUUUCCUUUUAUAGCAUCAUCAGUAAUUGGCUUGAUAUCCAGGCUUUGUAGUUUACAACCAAAAGCAAAUUUAGGUAUUCUGUAGUUGUUUAGAACUUUGGAAAUAUAAACCUCCUUUAAAAGUCAAUUAGUUUUAAAUAUUUUCAGAAGCGUAUUGACUGCUUUCAGGUCAUAAUAUUAGUAUUACACUAAGUAAUGACUUAACAGCACCUGAGUUACCUAAAAGAGUUAAUUUAAUCCCAAAGAGUACUACAGAGUAUCUUGGUAAUUUAGAGGGGAUAGUCAUCCUACCCGAGUGUAAACGUAGGUGUAAAUCCACUAAACUAGGUGUAGUAAAUUUUGCCCAUCAAAAAGUAAAAUCACUCAUGCACAAAACUACCUCCCAACGACUUGUCCCAGGUCCCUCAUAUCAAAAAAAGACUAUAAUGGAAGAUAGUACUAUCUUGUCAAAUUGGACAAUUGACAACAAACACAAAAUGAAAUACGACUUUUCCUGUGAACUCUACAGAAUGUCUACGUACUCGACUUUCCCCACUGGUGUUCCUGUCUCAGAAAGGAGUCUUGCUCGCGCUGGUUUUUAUUACACGGGUGUGAAUGACAAGGUCAAAUGCUUCUGCUGUGGCCUGAUGCUGGAUAACUGGAAACAAGGAGACAAUCCUAUUGAAAAACACAAACAGCUCUAUCCUAGCUGUAGCUUUAUUCAGAAUCUGGUUUCUGUUACUGGUUUGGAGUCCACCUUUAAGAUGACUUCUCCAGUAAGAAACAGUUUUACACAUUCGUUGUCUCCUACUUUGGAACAACGGGGAUCGUUCAGUGGGUCUUACCCCAACCUUUCAUCAAACCCUAUUCAUUCUAGAGCCGUGGAAGACCUCUCCUCAUUGAGGACUAACCCCUACAGUUACGCAAUGAGCACUGAACAAGCCAGAUUGCUUACUUACCACCUGUGGCCAUUAACUUUUUUGUCACCAUCAGAAUUGGCAAGAGCUGGUUUUUAUUACAUAGGACCUGGAGAUAGGGUAGCUUGCUUUGCUUGUGGUGGGAAACUAAGUAACUGGGAACCAAAGGAUGAUGCUAUGUCAGAACACCGAAGACAUUUCCCCAACUGCCCAUUUUUGGAGAAUUCUCUAGACACCCUGAGGUUUAGCAUUUCAAAUUUGAGCAUGCAGACACAUGCAGCCCGGUUGAGAACAUUUAUGUGCUGGCCUUCUAAUGUUCCAGUUCAACCUGAGCAGCUUGCAAGUGCUGGUUUCUAUUAUGUGGGUCGAAACGAUGAUGUCAAAUGCUUUUGCUGUGAUGGUGGCUUAAGGUGUUGGGAAUCUGGAGAUGACCCCUGGGUAGAACAUGCCAAGUGGUUUCCAAGGUGUGAGUUCUUGAUACGCAUGAAAGGACAGGGGUUUGUUGAUGAGAUUCAAGCCAGAUAUCCCCAUCUUCUUGAACAGCUGUUGUCAACUUCAGACACUCCUGGAGAUGAAAAUGCUGAUCCACCGAUUGUUCAUUUUGGACCUGGAGAAAGUUCAGAAGAUGCAGUCAUGAUGGAUACGCCAGUGGUGAAAGCUGCCUUGGAAAUGGGCUUCAGUAGAAGCUUGGUAAAACAGACAGUUCAGAGUAAAAUCCUAACAACUGGAGAGAAUUACAAAACAGUUAAUGAUAUUGUGUCAGCACUUCUUCAUGCUGAAGAUGAAAACAGACAAGAAGAAAAAGAAAGACAAACUGAAGAAAUGGCAUCAGAUGAUUUGUCAUUAAUUCGGAAGAAUAGAAUGGCUCUCUUUCAACAGUUGACUUGUGUGCUUCCGAUUCUGGAUAAUCUUCUAAAGGCCAAUAUAAUUAAUAAACAAGAACAUGAUAUAAUUAAACAAAAAACACAGAUACCUUUACAAGCAAGAGAACUGAUUGAUACUGUUUUAGUUAAAGGAAAUGCUGCAGCCAACAUCUUCAAAAACUGUCUAAAAGAAAUUGACUCUACAUUAUAUAAGAACUUAUUUGUGGAAAAGAAUAUGAAGUAUAUUCCAACCGAAGAUGUUUCAGGUCUGUCUAUGGAAGAACAGUUGAGGAGGUUGCAAGAAGAAAGAACUUGUAAAGUGUGCAUGGACAAAGAAGUUUCUAUUGUAUUCAUUCCUUGUGGUCAUCUAGUAGUAUGCCAGGAAUGCGCCCCUUCCCUAAGAAAAUGCCCUAUUUGCAGGGGUAUAAUUAAGGGAACUGUUCGCACAUUUCUCUCAUAAAAGAAAUAUGGGCUAUAUGUUAGCCUGUAUGUGAAAGUCUUCAAAUAAUUGUUGAACAUUUGAAGCCAUCUGAAGUAGAAAAGGAGUUACUGGUUCUUUCAUUAGUAACAUUUGUGUUCUAUCCAAAUGUUCUAUACCAGAAAUGUGGUUUCCAAAAAAAUUAAAGUAUUGUAUAUCAUAUUUAAUCUUAAUCUCUCUUAUACAAAGGGAAGAUUUAUGUUUGGUGGACUUUAUUAGUGUACAUGUGUGCAUAUAGGAGAAAUUAAGGAGUAAGUAGUCUCAUUGCUAUUAUGUAUCAUUUCAGGAGUGACUGAAUUUGGUAUUUCUGAAAGCUUUGAGCACUACAUGAAAGUGUAGUUUAAAAGAACUGGAAACCAGGAACUCUGGAGUUUAUCCAAGUCAUGAUGCCAAAUUCUCUUUGGUGUUUUUCAUUUGUGUUAUUAAAUAUCUUUCUUUUACUGGCAAAUAAGCUUUUUCCUAAUAUGUGAAAAACAUCCUAAUAAAGUUCUUUGAAAAGAUUA
Messenger RNA from Myotis davidii, 3771 nucleotides. RefSeq names its product baculoviral IAP repeat containing 2 (gene BIRC2). The transcript is spliced from 9 exons. Gene Ontology annotation, biological process: regulation of cell cycle; negative regulation of apoptotic process; positive regulation of protein ubiquitination. The record is from RefSeq and is a predicted model, not a curated record. Gene Ontology annotation, cellular component: nucleus; cytoplasm. Bases 1397 to 3250 code for a protein of 617 amino acids. Lineage: Eukaryota; Metazoa; Chordata; Mammalia; Chiroptera; Vespertilionidae. Gene Ontology annotation, molecular function: ubiquitin protein ligase activity; cysteine-type endopeptidase inhibitor activity involved in apoptotic process.